Quercus lobata is the source of this 2117-nucleotide messenger RNA. RefSeq names its product Homeodomain-like superfamily protein (gene BOA). Gene Ontology annotation, cellular component: nucleus. Bases 184 to 1122 code for a protein of 312 amino acids. The transcript has 2 exons. Gene Ontology annotation, biological process: regulation of DNA-templated transcription. NCBI's taxonomy places the organism in Eukaryota, Viridiplantae, Streptophyta, Magnoliopsida, Fagales, Fagaceae. Gene Ontology annotation, molecular function: DNA binding; DNA-binding transcription factor activity. The record is from RefSeq and is a predicted model, not a curated record.
UCUGGAAUCAGAUCUUGCACUUUUUUAGUUUCUUUUUUUUUUUCCCCAAACAAAAAAUAUAAACCAAACAAAGCUCUGAAUAUCACGAAAAUAUCUCUCUUUCCUUUCCUUUCAUUUCUCUUUCUCUUCUUUUGGAUCCAAAUAUCGAAUUCACAAAUUCAGAGAGUAUUCGGAUAUGAUUUGAUGUUGAUGAAGAUGAGCGAGUACGAAUUCUUGGGCGGCCAAAAUGGCGGCGGCGAUGAGGACAGAGUGACGGAGUGGGAGGUUGGGCUACCGGGCGUCGACGAUUUGACGCCGUUAUCGCAGCUGUUGAUAUCGCCGGAGCUGGCUUCGGCGUUCAGUAUUUCGCCGGAACCCUAUAGGACCGCCGUGGAAGUCAACCGCGCGUCGCAAACAACGUUCUCGACUCUCCGUGGGGUCAACCACUCGACGGCGAAGGGGUCGCUGUUCGAAACGACGGAUCCUGACCCGGACCAGGACCAGGACCCGAUGGUCGUGGAGGCGGACGAGAACGAGAUUACCGAUCGAGACGGGUCCGGGUCGGAUCCGAAAAGAUCGAGAAAAGACGACGAGGGUUGUGUGGAAAUAGAAGUAGAAGAAGCCGAUUCGGCACUCCGUAACAACGAGAACGACGAGUCGUCGGCGGCGGCGGCGGAGAGGGCGGUAAAACGGCCGCGUUUGGUUUGGACCCCACAGCUACACAAGCGAUUCGUGGACGUGGUGGGCCACCUGGGUAUCAAAAACGCGGUUCCGAAAACAAUCAUGCAGCUGAUGAACGUGGAAGGCUUGACUCGCGAGAACGUCGCCAGUCAUCUCCAGAAAUAUCGCCUCUACCUCAAGCGACAGCAAGGCGGCGGCGGCGGCGGCGGCGGAGGAGGUGGGUUGUUUUCCGAUGGGCCUUCGUCGACCUCCACUUCCACCUCCGAUCAUCUCUUCGCUUCCACUACUCCUCUCCUGCCUAAUUAUCACAUGCCCACCAUGAUGCCUCAAAUGCUCGGCCACAUGGGUAUGCCACCCAUGGGUCAUCAUCAUCAGUACAAUAUGUUCCAGCAGCAACAGCAACACUCUGGGAAUAGUAAUUAUCAAUAUGGGUCUCAUCCUAUUACGCCUAAUGAGAAUUGAAUUAACAGAGAUCCAGAUGUUCAUCAAGUGGGUCAAAGCUAAAGUCUUGCAACCCGAGGUUGCUUCAUUGAUAAUCUUGAACCUCACAGACGUGGAGGUGUUCUUAGGAAUUUAUAUGCAGACAAUUUGAAUCCCAUACUGCAUACUCUCUUCCUAUAUGAUCUGGAAUUUUGUUCCAACCAGGCUAAGUUUUGAACUUUCGCCUCAGUAUAUAAUACAUAGCUAUUUUUUAGUUUCCUGGUAGCAGCAGGAGAUUCAUGGUGUACAAAUUUUAGUCCCUAGUUGACACCAAGUCAAAAGUACACUCUUAACCCAUUCUUUAAUUGAUAAAAUGUUAUUCUCAAGUAUUGAUUGAAUGUAUUAAUUCUUUUUCUUCAGCUGGAAAGCAAAAGUUAAAUAAUAAUAAAAAAGAAAGACAGACAAACUUAGCAAAACUAUUGUCCCUCAUUGUUGGGUUCAAUGUCACCUUUUUGCCUUCUUUCUCAUGAGAGAGAGAGAGAGUUGGUUUUAAUUCUUAAUUUUACAUGUGUUAUCUAUUAAGAUAUAUAUAUAUAUAUUUAUUCCAAAUGCUCUUCAGAAUUAUGUGGAUCUAAUAAUUCACUAUGCAGAUUGAUUUUGAUGUUUUCACUCAAGAAUUCCCUUACUUGAGAUGGUGAUAUCAUGUGCUCUGUUAUGCUUUUCGUUUUGUGAAGUGCAAUUUAUAAGUUUUGCAGGAGCUACUUUAGGGCCAUUUGUUUGCAACUUCGUGGGUCUUGACAAUGCAUGAUGUUUGGCUUGUAUAUUUUUAUUAGUAUUAGCUGCAGUGACUCUGAUGCAGCUGUUGGAAAGUUCUGUUGCAGAACUAUUGGAAUGUUUACAAUGUUUUGAACGCGAACUUUAUCAAAAUUCAGUCACUGUUUUGUAAUUGUUUCUAUUUUCACACAGUAUUUGAACAACUUCGUACUUCUUCUUGAAAGUUCACAGUGAAUUAGAAGUGCAAUUAUUGUAUUGAAUUA